AUGCCUUUCUUCACUUUUGUUGUGAUCCUGACAGCAGCAUUGGGAGCAUCUGCCCGCCAACUUGAUGUUGACAGCAGUGACAAUACCAUAUCAAGUGCACAAGCAUUAGCCGCCAAUCUCAUGACCUACUACAACAGCGCAUCAAUAUUACCUCACCCAUACUGGUGGUGGGAGACAGCCGGCUCUCUAGCGACCAUGGCCCAAUAUUCGCACAACACUCAAGACUACCAGUACGACGACCAGGUCGCCAGUAUCAUAGUCAGCCAGGCGGGGAAUGCAGGAGACUUCAUGGGCCCCAGUACACUUGGAAACGACGAUCAAUUAUGGUGGGCCAUACUUUGCAUGACGGCGGCAGAGUAUGGUUUCCGCCAACUCGACUCGGGCCCACAGUAUCUACAGCUCGCCCAGAACGUGUACAAAGAAGUAUCGGCACGCUGGGACAACAGCACAUGUAAUGGCGGUCUCCGCUGGCAGAUCGCGAGCUCUGCACCUGGCUACAACUACAAGAACGCCAUCUCCAACGGACUCUUCUUCCAGCUAGCCGCUCGCCUGGGUCGGUAUACUGGCGACAGCUCUUACCUCGACCAAGCAAAGAGAAGUUGGGACUGGCUCGCCUCCAUCGGUAUGAUUGACGCAGCCAAUUACAACGUUUACGACGGUAGCGACGACACAUUGCAAUGCAAAUCCCUCGACCACGACCAAUGGUCCUAUAACUCCGCCGCUUUCCUAUACGGCGCAGCAAUGAUGGCAGAUGCCACGGGCGAUACCUCAACCUGGCAACCAAGGCUCACAGGCCUCCUAACAAGCAUCACCAAGACCUUCACCAUAAACUCCAUCCUGCAGGAACCCUGCGAAACCAAGCCCGAAGGCUGCAAUACAGACCAACUCUCCUUCAAAGCAUACACCGCCCGCUGGCUAGCUGCAACCGCCGCCCUUGUCCCCAGCACAGCCGCACAAAUUCAGCCGAUCCUCACGGCUUCAGUCAAAGGAGCACUGCCGAGCUGCAAUGAUGGGACGGAAGGCACUUGUGGUGCGAGAUGGACUACGAAUGCAUUUGAUGGGUCAGGAGGGGUGGGGCAGCAGAUGAGUGCGCUGGAGAUUGUGCAGGCGGGACUGUUGGGAGGGCGGCCGCUGCCUGGGAAGAUCGUGGGGAGGACUGUGGCUAUGAGGUUUCGGGCUUGA
Messenger RNA from Recurvomyces mirabilis, 1182 nucleotides. RefSeq lists its product as uncharacterized. Bases 1 to 1182 code for a protein of 393 amino acids. The transcript has a single exon. Gene Ontology annotation, biological process: carbohydrate catabolic process; fungal-type cell wall biogenesis. Gene Ontology annotation, molecular function: mannan endo-1,6-alpha-mannosidase activity. The record is from RefSeq and is a predicted model, not a curated record. NCBI's taxonomy places the organism in Eukaryota, Fungi, Ascomycota, Dothideomycetes, Mycosphaerellales, Teratosphaeriaceae.